Molecule: messenger RNA, 760 nt
Organism: Zerene cesonia (dogface butterfly)
Lineage: Eukaryota; Metazoa; Arthropoda; Insecta; Lepidoptera; Pieridae
Product: chromatin complexes subunit BAP18-like
Exons: 5
Coding region: 194-679 (161 amino acids)
Cellular component (GO): NURF complex; MLL1 complex
Source: RefSeq, a predicted model, not a curated record
CGUCUUUUUUGGUGUCAUCUGUUUAAUCAUUAGAAUACAAAGUACCUUAAAAUUUUAUAAAAGAAGUGUAAUUGUUACCGGCCGAUUGUUUCGCAUCUCAGUGUUUUGUUGGAGGAUAGUGUAGUACGAUAGUUGACCGUGUAAAUCAGAAUAAUUUGUUGUGUUGCGUGCUAUUUUUUAUUUUAUUAUUGAAAUGGCGAAACGAUUAUCGCUCAAGGUUGGGGAGAUCUUUCGUGAAGCAGGCAGCGCUUUCAAUAAAUUAUCCGAAAUGACGAUGUUACUACACCCAGUUGGCGACUCACAGCCUGGCGGCAAAUGGACAGAAGAAGAAAUUGAAAUGCUUCGGUCUUGUGUCCAUCGUUUUGCCGUCGACUUGAACAAACUGAGCCAGCACAUCAAGAACAGAACAGUGUCGCAAAUCCGUACCACAUUAAAAAAGAAAGCAUUCGAGGACGCAGGUAUACCGGUGCGUCCGGUUAACAACUCGCUGAACAACGCCCAUCCGCCCACACAGCAGGUAGUCUCGCCACUGAGCCUCCUCCAACCCAACGUAUUAGGAAAGAACGCCGAGGUUACGUUGAACAUGCUGAACGCGUCGGAGACCGAGGUGGACGUGGAGGGUCUGAGCAACGACGUCAAGCUCGAGUUCGAGGCCGGCAGCGAGGAGGUGGCCACCUGAGACAUGCUCUGCUUCACGUAGGAUCGCCGAGGAUUGGUAGCGCCCGUGAUGGCGCAGGGGGCUUCGUCAAACAGAAACAUU